This is a messenger RNA of Zophobas morio, 1374 nucleotides long. RefSeq lists its product as uncharacterized. Lineage: Eukaryota; Metazoa; Arthropoda; Insecta; Coleoptera; Tenebrionidae. Gene Ontology annotation, molecular function: nucleic acid binding. The record is from RefSeq and is a predicted model, not a curated record. The transcript has 2 exons. Bases 1 to 1374 code for a protein of 457 amino acids.
AUGAGUUCCCGAAAGCAAGGAUCUGGACGGCCCCUAACGCAGCGAGAAAAAGAAGCUAUCAUUAGAUUUUGUAAACAAAUGCAGACAGAGAAACCGACCAUGCUACAAAAAGAAAUUUGUAGUAAAGCUGCAUAUAUUUUUGACGUUCACUCGACAGUCGUUUUCAAAAUUAUCCAUGAAUUUGAUAAUGUUGGUUGGGUAAAAAUUCCGGAGAAAAAAGGCCGUCAUAAAAUAAAUUACAAGACUAAUCCAGCAUUUCAUUAUAUAAAAGAGGAGCUGGCAAGACAAAUUCAUACAUACCAUGCCAAUGGAAAACACUUCACCAUUGACGAUCUUCUUCAGUUUGUUAAAAACGAGUGCGAUUAUACUGGCAGUAGGUCUAAAUUAUACAAAAUUAUUAAAUCAAUGGGAUAUAAAUGGAAAAAAUUCAACAACAGAAAAAUUUUAAUUGAACAACCGCACAUAAUUGCAAAGAGAAUUAAAUUUUUAAGAAAGUAUUUACAAUAUCUACAAUCUGAUAACUACAUAUUUGUCUUUUUGGACGAGACAUGGAUUUAUGAAAAUGGAAGUCCAGUAAAAACGUGGGUAAACGAAUCUGAUCCAUUAGGCGUUCCUCAAAGAUUAAAAGGGGAGGGUAGAAGAUUCACUAUUCUCCAUGUAGGAACUGCAAGGGGUUUUUUAAAAGAUUGUGACCUAAUGCUAGGUUCAGAUACAGAACAUAGAGACUAUCAUAAAAACAUGAACGCGAAAAUAUUUACUGAGUGGAUAGAAAAACAGUUACUUCCAGCAUUGAAUAGUCUUGAUAAAACUUGCAUAAUAGUCCUUGACAAUGCUCCGUACCAUUCUGAGCAACUAAGAAAAUUACCUGUGGCAUCCACAAAAAAAGGAGAUAUGACCCAGUGGCUUCAAGAGAACAAUAUACCUUAUCCACCUGAUUCCCUGAAGUCAGAUUUAUGGGCCAUUAUUCGCGACAAAAAACAAUACAUUGAAAAAACUUAUGCAGUUGAUGAUUUAAUUCACAAUAAAGGCCACAUUGUUCUUCGUUUACCACCGUACAAUUGCCAAUACAACCCUAUAGAAUUAGCUUGGGGAUUCAUAAAGACGUACUAUAACAAGCACAUACCAUCAGCUUCUGGUCCUAAACUGGAAAAGACAAGGCAAAUGUGGUCAACAGCACUUGAAAAUUUUACCCCUGAUAUGUGGGCGAAUAGUGUUCGUCACUGCGAGGAACUGAUUAGAGAGGAUUGGAAGAAAUUGAUGGGAAAUCUACCAAUUGACGACAUUCCUCCAAUAAUAAUUCAGCUUUCCGCAGAAUCUGAUUCGGAAGAUGAUUGGGGGUCUGAACAUUUUGAAUCUGAUUCUGAAACUGAAUAA